AUGGGACCGUUGAAGGCUUAUUUCAAUGAGCUGAAGGAGAAAGAAGGACUUUCAGUGAGAAUUGAUGACGGCAACAUCUUCUGUUUGGACAAUGAAGCUUUCCGAUUCGUUUGUGCUCAUUUCUGUGACAUUCAAUUCGAUAUAAGGGAAGUAAAAACGUUUGGUGAUAGCUGGAAACAUUCGUCCGACGAAGUACAGAGAUUGUUGGAUCACGCUGCACGAGCUCGUCCUCACCACACCUCGGACACGCUGUCAAUCAAUGACACUCGGACUUGGAUCUAUCAGUUAAUCGAUCCAAUUCUCAAAGCUUGUACAAUGAUUCAGAGAAACUUGCAGCAACUGGAUUGGCAGAAGAAAGAGCUGAUGCAAGCUGAGAACAAUGUUGAAGAAUUGCGGAGAUUGGCGACGAUUCGAGUGACUUCAAUAGAAAUCUUACAGCUAUCGAUGCCCCAAACCGUUUGUCGGAGUCAAAAAUGUGCAAGGUAUGAAAGGAUUGAUGGAAAAGAAGCGUUGAUCUACAGGGUUUGCCACAAAGAUUGCAAACUAAGCGAUAUUGGAAAACUAGACGGAUGUGCAGUCUUUCAUGGUUGCAGGUUCUGCACUGAAUGCUCCUGUCACAUAAAUGAUCACGAGCGAAUCUCGUACGAACAACGAAUGACCACAAAAUCUCUGGAAAACCCGCAAAAACUCGCCUCAGACGCGAAUGCUGCCGAGAUGAAGAAAACCUCGAUUCGAAAAAUUGAGCGACUCAUCAAUGGAUAUCAAAAAGAAUCCAACUACAUUUUAUUCGCAAUGACAACUUUU
Messenger RNA from Mesorhabditis belari, 804 nucleotides. NCBI's taxonomy places the organism in Eukaryota, Metazoa, Nematoda, Chromadorea, Rhabditida, Rhabditidae. The record is from the annotation of a GenBank genome assembly.